UGAGAUAUAGCCAUGACGCCACAGCCGUCGUGUGAAGAACUAUUGUACCUUAUCGCUACUUGCAUAUCAGUGCUAGCGUUGCACACUGGAUCUGCAGUAAGGUAUCAUCUAUCGCCUCGAACAGGUUUGAAGUCUCUCCGAUGAAGUUUGAGUGAGCAGCGAGCGAUCGAACAUUUUGAAUUUUGACCACAUCGAGAAAGGAUUGCCUCGUUACCUCAUAGCCAAUCCUGCCCCUUGUUGGCUUGACCUGGAUUGGAACUUCUUCGCCGUUCUGAUAUUCACACCAUCGUGUAAUAAUGGUGUCCAUUUCAGUCUAUUUCCAGACCGAAUACAGUUGGAUUGUUCUAGUGACGACACUGGUUGUUAUCACAACUGAGGUAUGGUGUUUGACCCCAAGUUGCCGUCCAGUCGCUCAUCGUCAAAAUAGUUACGAAGGCUUGAACGGUGGACUUCAAACAUUCAAGUGGUACACAUCGCAUUCACCUGGUACACUAUCGUAUCGCGUCCUCGGCUACAAUCCUAUUUAUAGCAUAAACUUCGAGUUUCAAGGGAGCUGCACUAUUGCAGCAAUAGGCAUUUCAUUCACGGCAGCCGGAAAUUGUCACUUCUAUGUUAGGUCUAAGUCAUUUGACCACGGUGGUUGGUCAAAUGCAAGGUCAGUUAGGUUCAGCGAUAGUAGUAAAUAUGGAUCCAGUCACAAUCUCAAUUUCUCCGUGCAAUCAUCACAUGGGAUGCAAAUCAAAUUCACAGUCCAGAGUGCGCCAUCACCUCCUCUCAGCCAGUGUGCGAUUCAACUCAAUAAAGCACGUGAACCGUUCAUCGCCUUGCACGUCCACGAAGAUCACGAUGAAUGUUCAGCGUCGUACAAUCCCUGCUAUGGAUAUACGGAAACCCAAAAUUCUGGACCGCAUUGUCACAACACGUGGGGAUCUUACAGGUGUACUUGUCAACAUGGAUAUAAACUCACUCAAGAUGGAACUAUCUAUACUUGCAACGAUAUUGAUGAAUGUGUAGAAGCUGAUAAUCCUUGCUAUGGAUAUAUUCGCAGUGAUAAUGAGCCAGGCUGUGUAAACACAGCUGGAAGCUAUACCUGUGUUUGUCGAGAAGGCUAUGAGAUUAUCGACAAUGGAACCUUACUUCAAUGCCUGGAUAUUGAUGAAUGCUCUAUUACACCUCACCACUGUGUUGCGUACUCUGCAAAAGGUCCUAGAAGAUGCGUGAACAGUAUGGGGUCCUACUCGUGUAAUUGCGUCGAGGGAUUCGCCUUCCAAGAUACUCCUAAUAGUACUGAAUGUUUACAAGUAGAUGAGUGUAAUUCCGGUACUCACAGCUGUAACAACAAGACCAAUGAUGACAACAGGUAUUGUCAAAAUUUUAACGGAUCUUACGACUGCCCAUGCCUGCCUGGUUAUAAUGGUGCCGAUUGUGAUGCAAUGACUCCAUCCACAAGUUCUCAUCAGCUCGAUAUGGCGGCAACACGCCCACUAUCAAGGGAUUCUGAUCCCAUAUCGAUCGCAGUACAAUCAACUAUGAUAAAGUCAACAGCUCAGCCAGAAGCGUCCUAUACCCUCUACAUCAGCAUAGGAUCUAUUAUAUCAGUCUUACUUUUUGUUGCUGCUUUGGUUAUUAUCAUUGCUGUUCGUCGUAGGAAGAAAAACUCCGCACCUCCCGAAAACUCAAGGAGGACAGUUUGUGUACGGCGAGACCCAUCCAACACGACCGACCUCACUGAAAAUGAACUCUACAUCCUGCAGGCUAUUCCCGAGAAUGGCAACAUUUCACAGACAUUUACGGGGAACUCAAACGACGGACCACUACCCGUGAUACCAAUUACACCUGUACGAGCGCUCACUACCAUCAAUCCAGUGUACGAAGAAUCGACUUGUCUUCAGCCACGGGGUUCAACGAAAACAGUAUCCACUCAGCAGGAUGCCUCUGAUUACCUGGAGAUUCUAUAACACUAAUGUGUGUUUGAGUGCACGUGUACAAUGGGCGGCGAGGCUCGAUCUAUGCCCUUGCCACUGACAGAUCGGUAGACGCACAAUAUAAGUAUGUAGUAUUCGCUUCUGCUCUACUCACUCAGAGUAGAGACAUGCACCACACUACAAUGCCUUCUGGGAACGCAGAUCCUCAUGACAACCAAGGCUGUUUACGCCUUGCAAACUGAGUCAAGUGACGCCUGCGGAUUAUAGGUCGCAUAUCGGAACCCCACGUAUCAGAUAUAUCACCUAGGAACCAUGCGCACACCUCCAGAGACACUUUAAUGACUUUAAUCUCUUUAUUACACCUCAUGCAUAAAAUAACGUUGCGACGAAUGAAGUCAUCGACCAAUUCCACUUGCCUUUUGAUUCAGCUUUUGUAGUCAUUUUCUCCCCUGUGUGACUUCAUGUGCUUUUGUACACCUUGCGAUAUUGCACGUCCUUCUUUGCAACUCACCGUGUUCAGAGCUUUUUUAGCCAGUACGCCAAUUUCAUCAUUUUUCAUAGGUAUUCAAAAAUUGUAUGUUUCAUUCACAAUGCUACUGCCCUACAUCCUUCACUUCCCCAUUAUACAUUGUAGUUUCAUCGCAUAGGUUAUAUCACUUGUCUCUCUGCUAUUCGAUGCAUUGAAACAUAUUAUUGUCAUCCUCGUAGAGUUUGAACCAGGAACCAGAGGGUAUUU
Messenger RNA from Sycon ciliatum, 2661 nucleotides. RefSeq lists its product as uncharacterized. The coding region runs from base 297 to 1958 and encodes 553 amino acids. NCBI's taxonomy places the organism in Eukaryota, Metazoa, Porifera, Calcarea, Leucosolenida, Sycettidae. The transcript is spliced from 5 exons. Gene Ontology annotation, molecular function: calcium ion binding. The record is from RefSeq and is a predicted model, not a curated record.